This is a messenger RNA of Brassica rapa (field mustard), 2785 nucleotides long. RefSeq names its product transcription factor bHLH147. NCBI's taxonomy places the organism in Eukaryota, Viridiplantae, Streptophyta, Magnoliopsida, Brassicales, Brassicaceae. The record is from RefSeq and is a predicted model, not a curated record. Gene Ontology annotation, biological process: regulation of DNA-templated transcription.
UUUUUUUCAUGUAUAUAGGGUGCAAUUUCCCUUAAAUCAAAAAGUCACUAACCUUUCGUUCAAAAUGUCCUUGAACUUGUCUCAAGAAACAUGCUGUAGCUCUCAAUUUAGGUUUUUAAUUGCGAGCUAGUCAGGUAGGUAGUUGAAAGUUUAGAAGCAAAAUCAUAAAACAAGAGAAGAAAUUUAAUGUGCUGUGACCAAAUUAUUUUCUUUUAAUAAAAAAAUAUCAGGAAGUUCUAGACCGGUAAAAUACAAUAUUAGUUUGUUAAAAUAGUAUUCGCUCAUAUAAAUUUUAGGUUUUAUUUUGGAUGAUUUUCUAAAAAAAUUUAUAAAAACAAUUGUAUAAUUCUAAAAAUAUUAUAGUGUGUAAUUGGAUAAGAUAGAAUCAUUUUUCCAAAAUAUGUAUGAGAUUGUUACAUCGUGGCAAAUAUGUAUUCGCUCAUAUAAAUUUUAGGUUUUAUUUUGGAUGAUUUUCUAAAAAAAGUUAUAAAAACAAUUGUAUAAUUCUAAAAAUAUUAUAGUGUGUAAUCGGAUAAGAUAGAAUCAUUUUUCCAAAAAUAUGUAUGAGAUUGUUACAUCGUGGCAAAUAUCAUGUCCUUAAGAAUGUGGAAAAUUUGUAUAAUUUAGGUAUAUAGCUAGAAUUGUCUACUAAAAUAUAUAUAGGGGAUUUAGUGCAUGCAGGGACGGCCCUUCAUUACUAAAUGUCCUAUUCAAAUUAAAAAAAAAAUUGGGCCAUUUUCUUUAGGAUAAAAAAUUUGAUUUUUUUUUGGCUUUUUUUUCUUAAGCUAAAAAAACUUCAAAAAAUUUUGGACUCUAAACGAGUGCUUACUUUGCCUAUGCUAUGGGCCGGGCCUGUCACCUGUGUGCAUGUACCUGUCUGAUUAUCAGGUUGUUAGUACAUUUUCAAACUAUAUAUAAAAUUUAUGGUAGUGUAAACAGUAUCAGAUUCUGAAAAUUUGGUAAUAUGUUUGAAACUUGUUUGUAAGACUACAGUAUCCAAAAUUUGAUGUGUGGUAUUUAUUGAUGGACUGUAUUUUUGGAAACUUCAUUAGGAAACUAACUGAGACUCAUAAUUACUAUGAAUUGUGAGAAGUAGAAAAAAUUUUGUAGGAGAAGUUCAUAGCCAUUUCCAACUAUUAGUCUGAACUGUACACCUUAAAUUGGCGAUAAAUAAGUUCCAAAAACGUGAAAAAAUGAAGUACAUUAGUCCCACAGGCGUUUUAAGAUUUACACAAGUGUCGGUCAAUUAUGAGACAUUCCUUCCGAGAAACUUGAACCAUCCCAUUUAAGAUUAAGCCAAGGUUGACGGAUUGUGAAUUGUACAAAAAAGCAAAACCUAUAAAGCAUUUAGUAUAAUAAAGAUUUAAAAUGGUUAAUCUAGCGAGAGCCUGAACACCACUAGAUGCCGUCGUACGAAAAAAAAAACGAAUUUGUACGUAUCGAACACCUAAACGUGUAAUAACUUUAUUGAAGACCAGAUAAAAAGUAAAAACAGAUUGGGUAAUAACGAGAAUUUUUGUUUUCUGUCAGUUUCCAAUAAAUUCUAAGAUAUCCAUUUUUUGCGACAGGAUUAUUUCGUGUUGAGAAAAUCGUGGAUUAAUGUCUUCUUUUGGUAAUAUUUCUAUGGUGUAUUGAAUCGAAUAAAGGAACAACAUACAUUAUAAUACGCCGCCUACUAACCUAACGCAUAACAACUCUUUCGUCAACAACGCAUAACAACAAAACACAAGUAGAGUUUAGGUCGUCAUUCAUUUCUUUUAACCUUUUUCAUAAAGUAUUAGUAGUGUUAAUUAAGAUUAGUCAACAUUAAUGAUUGAUAAAAUGGAGGGAGUGGAGAUCACAUGGAGGAAGAUAAUAUAAAAAUCGAUUCCAUUAUACCUUUCCUUGGUCCAAAAGUAUUCCUCUUUAUCUCUUUUGACGUCUCACCUUCUCCCACCUCCACUCGCCACAUAUACUGUAAGCAGAGGAAUUAACAUGGAGUCGAUGAAUCAGCCGACGAGCAUUGGUUAUGAUCAAUCACGGCGUAAGCGGAAGAAGAAACAGCCGUCACCAGCACCGUCUCAAUCCUCGGUGCAGCUAUGGAGAUCAGAGAAGCAACAACAGAUCUACUCCACCAACAUCAUUCAAUCUCUAAGAGAACUCCGGAUUAGCGCCGCCGCCGCGGAUCAAUCUCCGUCGUUACCUCCUCGCGGCGGAGGUAUAGCCGUACGUGACGCUGCUUACAGGUCUCUGGCGGUUACGGCGAGGGGCAGAACGCUAUGGAGCCGAGCUAUUUUAUCUAAGGCGGUUAAAGUGAAGCUCAAGUUCAGGAAACAGAACCGGCCGAGAUAUUCGAAUCCUCCUCCGACGAUAACCGGGAAUAACCGGUUAAGGAAGAAGAGAGCUACGGUUUUGAGGCUGAAGGCGAAGGGUUUGCCAGCUGUGCAGAGGAAAGUGAAAUUGCUUAGCCGGUUAAUUCCUGGUUGCCGGAAACAACCGUUACCGGUGGUUCUAGAAGAAACCACCGAUUAUAUUGUUGCCAUGGAGAUGCAGAUUCGUGCUUUGAAUGCAAUUAUCUCCGCCGUUGGCUCUGGCUCUAGCGGCGGAGACAGGUGAUGAUGGCGAAGAGACACACAUGCUCGGUUAGCUUGGCCCAGCUGUUUUUUUUUUUUUUGGUAUUUUCCCUUCUUUAUUUAAAUUAUACUUUUUAUGAUGCUGAUUUGUUUAUCCUAUCUAUCUAUAUUUGUGAACUGAUUUUUUUUUUUCAUCCAAACACUCACAUUAAAAGAGAAAAUGAUUAAUAUCA